GCCAGGUAUUUCUUUCAUUGUUAUUAUAUUUAAAACAAUAAAAAAAUAUAUAUAAUUUUCUAGAUAAGUACUACCUCACCUCUGUUGAAUCAUACCAUUUCCUAAAGGAAUUUUGACUUUUUAAUGCUUAUAUAAAAAUGACAUUUCUAGAUCAGCUUAAACCAUAUACAAUACAAUAGAAGUCAAGAAAAAAAAAUGGAUCCAAAGAGUACAGAGCAGCUUCCUGCUCCUGGGCAAUGGACAACUGGCUUUUAUGAUUGUUUUGAGGAUCAAUCUAAUUGUUGCUACACAUGCCUCUGUCCAUGCGCCACUUUUGGACUAAUUGCAGAAAUUACAGACAAAGGAACAAUAUCGAGUACAACGGCUUGCAUACUGUACUAUGCGAUGGGGUUUGCUCACUGCCUAUAUGGAGCCACAUACCGAACCAAAUUGAGAGCAUUGUUUUCACUACCAGAACAGCCUUACUCAGAUUGCUUUGCUCAUUCUUGUUGCUGUCUUUGCGCCAUGACUCAAGAGUACAGAGAGCUCCAAAAUCGCGGGAUUGAUCCCGCAAUAGGGUGGCAAGCAAACGUUGAGAAGUGUAAGCGGGAAGGGCUGAAGCCACCAUUUUCUGAUCAAGGCAUGGAUCGUUAAUAAUGAUGUCUCUAAUAAUCUCUAUUGUGUAUAUUUGUGUGAAAUUUGUGGUUUCAUGUGUUUGUUGUGUAAUCAUUAUUCAUGUUUGUCUUUCUAAAGAUUUUCCUUAGCAAUUGUUUGGCUGUAUGGUUUGGCAUUAAUAGGAGGGUAAAAAUGUCAUCACGCAUGGCUCGUGUAGCUCCAUUGUAUGUACUAUUCAAUAUAAUGGCAUCACUUUUUACUUGCAAAAAAUUGGUCAUUUGGUCAAGACUAUCUUACAAACCAAAACAGCUGAACAUCCACUGAUCAUUGACAAUAUUAAGCACAAGUCGUUCAUUUCUUUUGGGACA
Messenger RNA from Cannabis sativa, 962 nucleotides. Its product is annotated as protein PLANT CADMIUM RESISTANCE 7. The transcript has 4 exons. The record is from RefSeq and is a predicted model, not a curated record. Lineage: Eukaryota; Viridiplantae; Streptophyta; Magnoliopsida; Rosales; Cannabaceae. The coding region runs from base 196 to 633 and encodes 145 amino acids.